This is a messenger RNA of Dovyalis caffra, 3108 nucleotides long. Lineage: Eukaryota; Viridiplantae; Streptophyta; Magnoliopsida; Malpighiales; Salicaceae. The record is from the annotation of a GenBank genome assembly.
AUGAUUCUAGGUAUGAAUACAAAGAGCAGGAGAAGUUCCUCAGUUCAGGUUGAUUAUUUAGUGCACGUUGAGAAUAUUAAGCCUUGGCCUCCAUCUCAAUCUCUGAGAUCCCUUCGUUCAGUCCUCAUUCAGUGGGAAAAUGGUGAUCGCAAUUCUGGGUGUACCAACACUGUUGUUCCUUCACUUGGGACUGUUGUUGGUGAGGGGAAAAUCGAGUUCAAUGAGUCUUUUAGAUUGCCGGUGACUUUGUUAAGAGAAAUGCCUGUUAAAGGCAAAGAUACUGAUACCUUCCAGAAGAAUUGCUUAGAAUUCAACUUGUAUGAACCUCGAAGGGAUAAGGCUCAAUUGCUGGCAACCGCUGUUGUAGACUUGGCAGAUUAUGGGGUCAUCAAGGAAACCGUAAGCCUAACUGCUCCAGUAAACAGCAAGCGGAGUUUUAGGAGCACACCUCAGCCUAUUUUGUACUUUAAAAUCCAGCCAAUUAACAAGGGUCGCACCACCUCCUCAUUGAGAGACACCUUAUCAAAAGAGGUAUCAAUGGAGAAGAAUAGUGGUGAAUCAGUUUCAGGUUUAAUGAAUGAAGAAUAUGCUGAAGAAGCUGAAGUUGCCUCUUUCACUGAUGAUGAUGUAUCGUCUCACUCGUCUCUGGCAAAUGGGGGUUUGCCUCCUCAAAAUGAAGAGAAUGGAUCAGGCAGAAUGAAUGACAGCAAGCAUGGGGUUAACAGGGAGCCUACUGCAGCUUCACAAAUUGAGAUGGAAAAAUAUACUGCACCACAAGAAAAGCUGAAAAGAAGUUCCUCUUAUUUGUCAUCCAUAGAUUUAUCCUCUGAUGCUGCUAGCCCAGUCAAUGGUCAUACUUCUGUAAUGAACUCUGCUAUCUCUAGUUCAUCGUCAAUUCUGAAAGAUGAUGUUUCUCAAAGUGUUUCUUCUUCUUCCCCAUCCUUCACUUACGAAAGUAAAGAGGAAGAGGCUAAUACCAGCAAGAGGAGCAAUGGCCAUCAGGAGUUGCUGCAUGAAAUUCAUGGAAAGGUGGCUAAUAGCAUAACCACAAUUAGGAGGGAUGAAAUUUGCCAGAACAAUAAUGGGAAUACAUCUUCAGAUAUAAAUCCCCAGGUGGGUGCAAAGCAUGGCUCUGCAAUACCUGGUGAUUUUCAAGUAAAUGAAGAAGGCAGUCAGAAUGGUGAAGACCAAAAGCAUCUCUCAGAAGAUGAAACAAUUGAUAAUUUUCCAUAUGAUGCUAGAGAUGAUGACUCGCUGGCAAGAGAUACAUUUAAUUCACCUUGGGGCGUUGAUACGAAGGUAAAUAUCCUUAAAAUUGAUAGAUUAAAGCAUGUGAAAUCUGUUAGGUCAUCAUCAGACUCAGUGAGAAGCAAUGGAUUAAGUAGCAGAAAUCAGCACAAUGAAGUUGGUCCGAUGGGAGAUGCACAUCACAGUGCUGGGAGCCUUAGAUUUAUUGAAAUAAAAAAUGCAAAGGUUUACCCAAAAGAUACCAGAACAACCAUUUUAGAUGGAAAAAUCCAGCAAUUGGAACACAAAAUAAAGAUGCUUGAGGGAGAGUUGAAAGAAGCUGCUGCUAUUGAGGCUGCUCUUUACUCUGUUGUUGCUGAGCAUGGAAGUUCCAUGAGUAAGGUUCAUGCUCCAGCUCGCCGCCUUUCUAGACUCUAUCUUCAUGCUUGUGGAGAAAGUUCCCAGUCAAGAAGAGCUAGUGCAGCUAGAAGUGCCAUUUCAGGACUAGUUCUGGUUGCAAAAGCAUGCGGAAAUGACGUCCCUAGGUUGACAUUUUGGUUGUCAAACUCUGUUGUUUUGAGAACAAUUAUAAGCCAAACUAUUGGUGACCCAGAGAGAAAACUUACUUCUGGACCACAUAAAGAAAGGAAUUGGGAUGGAAAGGGAAACAAGAUCGUAUCUUCACUAAAUUGGAAAGAGUCAUCUCCCAGCCGAAAGGGAAAUAGGAAUGUUCUUUAUGGAGAUUUUGGUGACUGGGAGGACCCACAUGCAUUUACAUCUGCACUGGAAAGAGUUGAAGCUUGGAUCUUCUCCCGUACCAUUGAGUCAAUCUGGUGGCAGACUCUUACCCCACACAUGCAAUCUGCCACUACAAAGGAAAUUGUUGGACUUGAUAGUUCUGGCUCAAAGAAAAACCUUGGAAGGACAUCAAGGUCGGUUCAUGAAGACCAAGGGAACUUUUCAUUAGAGCAUUGGAAGAAGGCAUUCAAGGAUGCCUGUGAAAGACUUUGUCCUGUUCGAGCUGGAGGUCAUGAAUGUGGCUGUUUACCCGUGCUGGCAAGACUGAUAAUGGAGCAAUGUGUUGCUAGAUUAGAUGUGGCAAUGUUCAAUGCCAUUCUUCGUGAAUCUGAUGAUGAGAUCCCAACUGAUCCAGUAUCUGAUCCCAUCAGUGAUUCAAAAGUUCUCCCAAUUCCAGCAGGGACAUCAAGCUUUGGGGCUGGUGCACAACUGAAAAAUGCGAUUGGGAACUGGUCAAGAUGGCUGACUGAUCUAUUUGGUAUGGACGAUGAUGAUGCACUUGAAGAUGACAAUGAAAAUGAUGAGAAUGGUGAGAGACAAGACAUGACAUUCAAGUCUUUCCAUCUCCUUAAUGCUUUAAGUGAUCUCAUGAUGCUCCCAAAGGACAUGCUCUUGAGUAAAUCCAUCAGAAAAGAGGUAUGCCCCACAUUUGCUGCACCAUUGAUCAAGAGGGUUCUUGACAAUUUUGUCUCAGAUGAGUUUUGUCCAGAUCCUAUCCCAGAUGUUGUGUUUGAAGCCAUGGACACUGAGGAUGCUAUUGAGGCUGGUGAGGAGUCUGUCACAAUAGUACCAUGCGUUGCAGCUCCUCCAAUCUAUUUACCACCUUCAGCAGCUUCCAUUGCCAAAAUCGUUGGAGAGUUUGGAAGUAAAACUAAGCUGAGAAAAAGUGGCUCCUCGAUUGUCAGAAAAUCUUACACCAGUGAUGAUGAGCUUGAUGAGUUGCAUUCACCUUUGGCUUCAAUCUUACUUGAUGGGGCGCGAUCUUCACCUGCCCCAACAAAACCCAUCUGGAAAUCAAAGAAGGGCUUUGACAAUACCAUAAGAUAUGAACUUCUCAGAGAGAUAUGGAUGAACAGUGAGUAG